AUGUCAUUUGGCACAAACGCAAAAAUGGGAUUCUCUGUGCGGGACAUCCUCGAUCUUCCCGACCGGUCCGGGAGAUGCGGGUCUGGCACCGAGGAGACCGAGGAGGACGAUGCUGAAGAGGCCUCGGCGGAGGCUCCGGGGACGGAAAACACGCAGAAACUGGGAUUUAGCGGAUUGUGUGAGCGCGGCGGUGAAGGCUUGGAGAGGUGGAGCUGCGCAACUGGUAACCUGCAUUUUUCAUUACAUGGUCUGUCUUUAGAGUCCCGUACCUAUCCUAAGUCCCCCGAGCUCUCCAUGGAUGAGUCCCCAGACGCAGAUCGGGAGCAGCCGUGCGGAGAGGCGCAGAAGAGCCGCGGCAGGAAGCGGCGCGUCCUCUUCUCCAAGGCGCAGACUCUGGAGCUGGAGCGCCGCUUCAGGCAACAGCGCUACCUGUCCGCCCCGGAGAGGGAGCACCUGGCCGGACUGAUCCGCCUCACCCCGAACCAGGUGAAGAUCUGGUUCCAGAACCACCGGUACAAGAUGAAGCGCGCCCGGGCCGAGCGCAGCCUGGACGCGCUGCAGCUGCUGCCGGCCCGUCGGGUCGCCAUCCCGGUCCUGGUGCGGGACGGGAAGCCCUGCGACCGGAUCACAGCGCACGACCUGGAGGCGACGUUCAGGUCCGGCCUCAGCCUGCCUCUGUGCGCCUACUCCCCGCUGCUGCACCCCGCGUACGGCCCGGACCACAGCGGCCUCCCGCAGCAGCAUCCUGGGAUGCAGCAGCUGGCGCACAUGUACCACUGGAGCUGGUGA
Molecule: messenger RNA, 789 nt
Organism: Stegastes partitus (bicolor damselfish)
Lineage: Eukaryota; Metazoa; Chordata; Actinopteri; Pomacentridae
Gene: nkx2.2b
Product: NK2 homeobox 2b
Exons: 2
Coding region: 1-789 (262 amino acids)
Biological process (GO): regulation of transcription by RNA polymerase II; cell differentiation
Cellular component (GO): nucleus
Molecular function (GO): RNA polymerase II cis-regulatory region sequence-specific DNA binding; DNA-binding transcription factor activity, RNA polymerase II-specific
Source: RefSeq, a predicted model, not a curated record